AAGGCAUUCACAGGUUAAUCACGCCGUGCCCUGAGGAGUAGAGUACAGCUUUCUUCUUAACACACUCUCUCUCUACACUUCUUCUUCUUCUCUCUCUCUUGAGCUUCUUUACACAAAAACUACAACAGAGUCAAAUUUUCUUGAAAACUGCUCCUUAACUUUCUCUGUGGGUUCAACGAUCAUCUCUGCAAUGGCUGCGACUACUGGUGAAGGGGUCCAAGACGUGUGUACUAUAUCAGUUUUGCCUGAUGAUGUAAACACAAUCCCACAGUGUACCUCCCAGUUUACUCUCUUGAGCUUUGUCAAGGCUCUGCUUCCUUCUAAAAACCACAUGUUAUUCAUCGAUGAUGCCCAACUCAGCUCUCAGAAAACUCAGAACCGCAUCAAUGUGCUACUUGGAGGCACAGAUUCCUACCAAUCAUGUGUUGUGGACAUAAACGUCGACAAAGAAGUUGUUGCAAGUCUCAAAUCCGAGAGUGUACAUAUGCAAAAGGUACUGCAGAGACAAGCAAGCUUGAGCACUGAUAAAGCUAUCUCUGAGAGAUGCCAUGAUGCACCAACAAACAGGUGGAGAAGAUACAAGCGUGCUGCUUCAUUUGAUUCUAGGAAAAUCGUCAUCCUCUUCUCCAUUUUAUCAAGUCUGGGAACAUUGAUAUUGAUCUAUUUGACACUGAGAGUGAGGCUAAUAAACGGUGACAACAGUUUCAGUCAUAUGUAGUAGUCACAUUGUAACAUCUUUUUUGUGCUUUGUUUUGAAUCUCUUUUCCCUAAACUAUUUUUUUCCAUAAUGAUGUUAAAAGGGCACACACACACUCUGUGACGUGUGCUUAAUUUUCUGAUUAAAAUAGUCAAGUAUAAAGAGAUUCAAAAGAACCAAGUAUGGAUCUUGAUGACAAUAUUUUUAUUAGUGUUACCGUUGCGUGUGUUUGCGAUGCUU
This is a messenger RNA of Eruca vesicaria subsp. sativa (arugula), 937 nucleotides long. Lineage: Eukaryota; Viridiplantae; Streptophyta; Magnoliopsida; Brassicales; Brassicaceae. The record is from the annotation of a GenBank genome assembly.